Messenger RNA from Tribolium madens (black flour beetle), 1064 nucleotides. It is a transcript of the gene Rho1, whose product is annotated as ras-like GTP-binding protein Rho1. Gene Ontology annotation, molecular function: GTPase activity; GTP binding. The coding region runs from base 136 to 780 and encodes 214 amino acids. The transcript is spliced from 2 exons. Gene Ontology annotation, biological process: small GTPase-mediated signal transduction; cell migration. The record is from RefSeq and is a predicted model, not a curated record. NCBI's taxonomy places the organism in Eukaryota, Metazoa, Arthropoda, Insecta, Coleoptera, Tenebrionidae.
CACAUGUCAAACCGCCCCAGCGCCCUCUACUCGGCCAUUCUCGUCGCUUGUUUACGUGCUUAGUGUUUCUCUCGUGCAAAACUCGAUGAAUCCCUUGCAAUAGUAGCUCGGGCUCCGGUGGUUCCCCCUUCCUGGAUGUUUUGUUGCUGGUCCGACGCGGAGGACUCCGGAAAAGGCGUUGACGGUGUUUUGUUAGGUCCGAUGGCAGCCAUCAGGAAGAAGCUGGUGAUCGUGGGCGACGGCGCCUGCGGCAAGACCUGCCUCCUCAUCGUCUUCAGCAAGGACCAGUUCCCCGAGGUGUACGUCCCCACCGUCUUCGAGAACUACGUGGCCGACAUCGAGGUGGACGGCAAGCAGGUGGAGUUGGCGCUGUGGGACACCGCCGGCCAGGAGGACUACGACCGUCUGCGGCCGCUGUCCUACCCCGACACCGACGUCAUCCUCAUGUGCUUCUCGGUGGACUCGCCCGACUCGCUGGAGAACAUCCCCGAGAAGUGGACCCCCGAGGUGAAGCACUUCUGUCCCAACGUCCCGAUCAUCCUCGUGGGGAACAAGAAGGACCUGCGGAAUGACCCGAACACCAUCAACGAGCUGAAGAAGAUGAAGCAGGAGCCGGUGAAGCCCCAGGAUGGGCGCGCCAUGGCCGAGAAGAUCAACGCUUUCGCCUAUUUGGAGUGCUCGGCGAAGAGCAAGGAGGGCGUGAGGGAGGUGUUCGAGAAUGCCACACGUGCAGCCUUACAAGUCAAGAAGAAGAAGAAGCAUCGCUGUGCUCUGCUCUGAGGGGGCUGUCCAGGCACAAAUAUUCUAUAUUAUUAUAUUGUAAUGUUAUUUUAUUUUUUUUUUUUUUGAAUUUGUAUCAAUUGUGGUGCAUAAGUACAUAUAACGUUAACUUUAUUCAAGUGUAAAGUUGAUGGCUGUAAUUAGUUUCCUCUUUCCCAAACAAAAUUCGACUAAUUUUUAUAGACAACUCUCCAGGAGGUGUGUGCGAGUUGCCUAUCUUUGUAAUAGCUUUAACUUUUCCAUAAUAUUGUAUCUUACAAGUAAAAAUAAAUUGUUUUCUUAUA